AUGGCAGAGGCUGCUGCUCGUCGUCGUGAGAGGGAGUUGCUAGAGCAGCAGCAGCAGCAGCAGCAAUUGCUGCUGCAGCAGCAACAACAAUAUUAUAUAGAUACAGCUAUACAACCAAGAAGAGAUCAUUAUACACGUGAAUAUAUAGAGAGAGCAGCAAGAGCUGCCUAUACACCUAAAAUUGGUGGAGAAUUCAGGCAGAGACAGUCUCCUUAUAAUUAUUCACAGCAGCAGCAGCAGCAGCAGCAGCAGCAGCAGCAGCAUAUGCUGCAGCACCAGCAGCAACAGUACCAAUAUAUGGGGGGUAUAGAAGACACAGGAGACAGUAGACAUUGGCAACAAUAUAGAGACAGAGGAGGAGACAGGGGAGGAGACAGGGGAGGAGGCAGAGGAGACUGGGGAGGAGACAGGGGAGGAGACAGAGGAGGAGACUGGGGAGGAGACAGGGGAGGAGACAGGGGAGGAGACAGGGGAAGGAGAUGGGAGUAUAAUAGACAAUAUGAUUAUAAUUAUAGAGGAGGAAAUUAUAGACAAAAUAGAGAAAGAGAUGAUUAUAGAUAUUAUUAA
Molecule: messenger RNA, 567 nt
Organism: Eimeria maxima
Lineage: Eukaryota; Apicomplexa; Conoidasida; Eucoccidiorida; Eimeriidae
Exons: 1
Coding region: 1-567 (188 amino acids)
Source: RefSeq, a predicted model, not a curated record